GGAAACAGUGUAUGGCUGCAUGACACUGUAUACCGACUCAUUAGUUACAUUGUCCGCCUGGCAUGUUAACAUUCAACGCAGUGAACUGUUUUCAGAGUCUGACAAAUAUUGUUAAAUUCGGAUACAAAAAGAAACACUGACUUCUUUAUCUGCGGGGAAACAUGAAAGUGCCCGGCUAAAUCAAGCGUUCUGCGGUGAGAAGCCAGCCUGGGGAGGUGCUGGAAGAUCAAUAACCGAAUUCUAUCCUGAGUAAAAACAAAGAAAACACCUAAAUGGCAUCUUUGGAGCAGAACACAAGCGCACUGCGCUUACUGUCAACAAGUGGUGAAAAAACGCCGUCGUUCCCAUCGUGCUCACCGCCGGAGAACGCGGCGGAAACGCAGAUCAGACAAGAGGUCUCUGCUGAAACCAUGUGUUUGAGCAGGAGACGACUGAAGCACAUCGAGUACAGUAUUUUGAAGAUUUCUGCGAUUAAACAUUUAUAUCUUGAAGGAAAUGAAAUUUCCAUCCUUCCUGGCACCUUGUUUAGUAGCUUGCCAAAUCUGGUGUGGCUGGACCUAAGGAACAAUCAGCUCUCCCAACUCCCCCCUGAAAUAGGACAGCACAGUGUUCUGAAAACGCUCCUCUUGGAAGGAAAUCCCAUUACUGAACUUCCAUUGGAACUGGGGAAUCUGGUCACGCUGACAGCACUGAGUCUGAGGCACUGUCCCAUCGUGUUCCCGCCCCAGGCCGUCCUGUGUGAGGGGGUGCAGUGCAUCCUCCACUUCCUGAGAAGAGCCAUGGUCGAGCGGCCGAUCAGCAGGAGAAAAGCUGCCCCAGCUCUGCCAGAGGUGCCCCUGAUGGAGAGCCUGCAGCUGAGCUCCCUGGACUGCUCUGAGGACAUGAGCGACUCCGAGGAGCAGCAGACCUUCCAGCGGCUCAGGCACAGGAUGAUGCAGAUGGAGAGGGCCGAGUUCGGGCAGGGGGCCCCUGGACAGCGCGCUGAGGGGUUUUCACGAGGCCGGGCCCCGCCCAACACACGGAGGAAAAUGGAGCUGCCGAAGGGCACCUUUCCUGACCUGCUCCUGUGCAACGCCCGCCACUGGACGCGCUCGGAGGAAGGCAGACGAGCCGCCACUCGGAAGAUGAAGGAAAAGCAAGAACUGCUCGAACAGCGAAGAAAAGACCAGGCGCUCCUGCGUCAGUGGAGGCUAGAGGCCCGGAUCAGGCAGGAGAGGGGAGUCCUGGAGAGCGGGAGGAGAAGAGCAGAGGAGGUGCUGAAGAAGGCUCCCUAUGCAACAGAGCCUCCAAAUAAAAUGGAGGAAAACGCAGAGUCUCUUACCCACAAUGCACUACAGCAAGAGCCCAGAAAGAAAUCACUGGGAUCUCUGCUGGAACUGGACGAAACGAGAGUGGCCCGGGACAAGGACCUGGAGCAAAGGAUCCGAACACACGUCCAGAUGAUGCAGGAGAGGCAGAGGAGGCCCCGGGGCUCGGCGCGGGAGGAGAUGGAGGUGAAAAUGUUAGAGCAGGAAGCUGCAGCAGAACAGAAGCAGGAACAGAAGCAAGCUUACCGAUUCACCGCUUUCACUGGGGAGGAAUCACCAUGAAGUCGUGCUCUCUCUACAUGCUGCUAUUCCAGUACUGUGUUAAACUGUGUCAUAUCAAACCGCAGCCAAGCCAUGAGAGCAGAUCUGGCUCUCUUGGCAUGCUAAUCUCCCUCUGUCGGAGAAGGGAACUAUGGAAGCCAGCUGCUCCUUUCUGUUACUGAUGUUGAUGACAGGUGACGCUGAAUUGUUUGUGAUAUUACAAAGGUGAAAUGAGUGUUGUAAUGUAUUGUAUGAAGGUAUUUCUGACAUAAUAUAACCAUUGUAGAACAUUAUUUA
Conger conger (European conger) is the source of this 1865-nucleotide messenger RNA. Its product is annotated as leucine-rich repeat-containing protein 27-like. The record is from RefSeq and is a predicted model, not a curated record. Lineage: Eukaryota; Metazoa; Chordata; Actinopteri; Anguilliformes; Congridae. Gene Ontology annotation, molecular function: protein binding. The transcript is spliced from 11 exons. The coding region runs from base 273 to 1589 and encodes 438 amino acids.